GCUGUUUCUUAAGGAUAUACGUAUAGUACCAAUCAAAUAAAAUGAUCAAUAAAAUUUUAUUUUUUUCGUUUUUGUGUAUACUGUUAUGGUACAAAAAUAAUGUCGAAGCAGGUACUCUGUUGGUAGGAAACACAAAAGUGCACCAGGUCAUUUUUAAUAGCAGUUUGUAUCUUGUAAAUGAAACUUUCCGGGGAACUUGGCUCCAAGCUAUGUUAUAUUGCAAGUUACUUGAUAUGGACCUCGUUAGUAUCGAAUCAAAAGAAGAAAAUGACUUUCUUUACAAAACACUAUAUCGAUAUAUUAAUACACAACAAACUUGGUAUUGGACCUCAGGAACUACAUUGCCAUACGAUAAGUGGGUAUGGAUGGCCACUGGUAGUCCAGUUAUCUAUACCCACUGGUUUACCAAUAGGCCAGACAAUUCUGGAGGAAACAAGAAUGCUCUCGAAGUCCAACUUUAUCCCGGAAAGGGUCUCUAUUGGACUAACAGCAAUCAAAAUGAUACAAAACGAGCAAUUUGUGAAGUAAAAAUUGUGAAAUCAAUUAAUGCAACUGACGAAGAUGAUGAUAAUGUUCCAAUUUUUAGAUAGGCCAAUAAUUCAAUAAAUAUAUUUAAU
Molecule: messenger RNA, 617 nt
Organism: Diabrotica balteata
Lineage: Eukaryota; Metazoa; Arthropoda; Insecta; Coleoptera; Chrysomelidae
Source: the annotation of a GenBank genome assembly